AUGGCCAGUGCUGUCGCCGCGGUCAAGCCGCCUCGCGAGCUCUUUGAUACGAUUCUGCUCUUGGACUUCGGAAGCCAGACAUCGCACCUGAUUCUCAGGUGUCUCAGAUCCCUCAAUGUGUUCUGGCAUUAUCUUCAGCGGAGGCAAGCGCUCUUGACCUCCCUCGCAAGGGCUUCUGCUGAUUUCGUGUCCAGGACCCGCGUCCAUGUCGAUCCUGCAUUCUUUGACUUGGGGGUGCCAAUCCUUGGAAUCUGCUACGGUUGCCAGGAGAUCGCCUGGCUUUCGGGCGCUGAGAAUGUCGCCCCAGGCGAGAACCGGGAAUAUGGCCACACGGAUCUUACCAUUUAUCAAGCCGGCAGCUCUGAUCACAUCAACCAACUCUUCAAGGGCCUGGGAGACACAAUGCACGUCUACAUGAGUCACUUUGACAAACUGGUGGGAUUACCAAAAGACUUCGUCACGAUCGCCAGCUCGAAGAACUCAGAGUAUGCGGGAAUUGCCCAUCAGACCAAGCCCAUUUAUGGAAUCCAAUUCCAUCCCGAAGUCUCGCACACUCCCCGGGGCUCAGAAGUACUGAAGAACUUUGCCGUCGACAUCUGCAAAGCUCGGCAGCAUUGGGUCAUGAGCGACUUCAUCGCGCAUGCGAUCUCACGCAUCCGCGAGCAGGUCGGUGACAAAGCCCAGGUCAUAGGCGCUGUCUCGGGCGGUGUCGACAGCACGGUGGUUGCUCGGCUCAUGCGGGAGGCUAUUGGCGACAGAUUUCACGCCGUCCUUGUGGAUAACGGGGUGAUGCGUCUCAACGAGAGCCGAGACGGCGUCAGCGACCCCGAGACGAAGCGCAAAAUCAUUGGCAAUCUCUUCAUCGAAUUGUUCGAGGAGGAGGCCAUCAGGAUUGAAAAAGCGGCCGAGAACACACCUAAUGCUGGCAAGGUCGAGUUUUUCGUCCAAGGAACUCUGUACCCAGACGUCAUCGAGUCUCUGAGCUUCAGACCGGGUUCAAACUCGGCAACAAUCAAGACACAUCACAAUGUGGGCGGCCUCCCGGCUCGUAUGAUGAACGGCCAGGGCCUCAAGUUGAUCGAGCCCCUGAGGGAGCUCUUCAAGGACGAAGUCCGGGGCUUUGGCCGCCAACUGAGCGUCCCAGAAGAACUGGUCAUGCGCCACCCUUUCCCGGGGCCUGGCAUUGCCAUCAGAAUCAUCGGGGACGUCACGCCCGAGCGUGUUGAGAUCGUCCAGAAGGCCGACAACAUCUUCAUCUCCAUGAUCAAGGAGGCAGGCAUCUACAACGAGAUCGCCCAGGCCUACGCCGGCCUCGACACCAACAGGGCUGUUGGAGUCAUGGGUGAUGACCGCGUCUACGGAUACAUCGUUAUCCUCCGCGCCGUCGCAUCGGUAAACUUCAUGACUGCUGAGCCCUACGAGUUCACCUUUGACUUCCUGAAGCAAGCCGCGCGGAGGAUUGUGAACGAGGUUGUCGGUGUCUCUCGCGUGACUUACGACAUCACGAGCAAGCCUCCUGGAACUAUCGAGUUGGAGUGA
Diaporthe citri is the source of this 1539-nucleotide messenger RNA. RefSeq lists its product as uncharacterized. NCBI's taxonomy places the organism in Eukaryota, Fungi, Ascomycota, Sordariomycetes, Diaporthales, Diaporthaceae. Gene Ontology annotation, molecular function: GMP synthase activity; ATP binding; GMP synthase (glutamine-hydrolyzing) activity. The transcript is spliced from 9 exons. Gene Ontology annotation, cellular component: cytosol. Gene Ontology annotation, biological process: GMP biosynthetic process. The record is from RefSeq and is a predicted model, not a curated record. Bases 1 to 1539 code for a protein of 512 amino acids.